Molecule: messenger RNA, 664 nt
Organism: Cylicocyclus nassatus
Lineage: Eukaryota; Metazoa; Nematoda; Chromadorea; Rhabditida; Strongylidae
Source: the annotation of a GenBank genome assembly
CCUCUAGCCAGCAUGUAAAAAGGGUAUUUCCCUAUGGUUUUGAGCGAGGCAAUGAACCCAGUCUACGUCUUUGUUGCGACCAUCUUUGCCUCUUCCCUAUCUUAUGUCGAUGGCCGAAGAUCGAAAAAUCCUCAUAAAGAGAACGAACUGAAAAGAAGACCGUGGCUCCACGAUUAUACAGAGGAUUUCCUUGGAUUUAACAAGGAAGAAUAUUUGCUAAUAGAAUCAGCUGGCGUAAUCGCAGUAAAGGAAGGAGGACCAGAACGGUUUGGUCGAGUCCUCGGUAUGAAUCCUGAGUUGACGAAAAAAUUUAAUGCAAUCACCUUCAUUGAGUUCCGUCUAAGCGAGGAAGCGUUUAGAUUCAUCCAGAAGCUAACAUAUACUAUAGAAAAAGAGCGACGUACGGGAAGAUCGCAAGUGAAUAAGUUUUCAAGGGUUGUGUCAACUAUGAUUUCGGAACCAGGACUUUGUCGUGAGCUUUCUCAAUAUCUCAAAGGAACAAACUGUAAAAGAGGGAUAAAAUCAAUUCUCGAAACGGAUCGGGAAGAUUCUGUGGCCAAUUGCUGAAGCUGUUCUACCCAAUCCAUCUACGACCUUCACAAAACCGAUACAUAUGUAGUUUCCCGUAUUACUGGAACCUUCGGUACAUAAAAGGCGAUUUAAA